Messenger RNA from Pocillopora verrucosa, 2573 nucleotides. NCBI's taxonomy places the organism in Eukaryota, Metazoa, Cnidaria, Anthozoa, Scleractinia, Pocilloporidae. The record is from RefSeq and is a predicted model, not a curated record.
GACACUAAUCAUUUCUUGCGUAUCGCGCUUCCCGACAUAGGCCCUAUUCGAGUGUCAUACAGUACCCCUAACGGUAAGAGCCAUUCGAAUCUUGCUGUGUCAUUAAAAGGAGAAGUCUGCGAUGGCAAGAGGCACUCUCUUUGGCUCAGCAUCUACCGUGGUCUUGUUUCAUAUGGUGUAGACAAAGUUCCUCCCGUAAGGUUUUACGUGGCACUCUUAAGACGACUGUUUCCGUCGCCAGCAAACAUAAUUAUUGGCAAAGGGCUUAAGGGAUGUGUUUCUGGUUCCAUGGUUGUCCUUCGCGUCAAUAAAACCCACGAAUACCGUGUAGGAACGUCGUCUGGUUGUUCUAUGAAUAAGAGUUGCAGCGAUGAGCUUGGAAUGCAAAAUAAACGAAUUGCAAACGAGAGAAUUACAGCAUCAUCUUCAAAAAGUACAGACAACUCCCCUCACUUUGCACGUUUGGACGGCUCAAAGGCCUGGUGCUCUGCGCUAUGUGACAAAUUGCCAUAUAUACAAAUCCAGCUGGAAGAACCAAAGAUUAUUACUGAAAUAAUAACCCAAGGAAGUUCUUCUGAUCGGGCAUGGGCGACAAAAUAUGAAGUCAGGUUUCUGGAAAAUGGAAAGUGGAAAGAAUAUAAUGAGGAGCUAACAGGCAACAAUAAUGUUCAUGGCUAUUGGUCAAAUAUCUUAGAUCCUCCGAUCAGAACACAGUUAAUAAGAAUUUAUCCCAAGAAUCCAAUGACGUUGGAUUACACCCAUCCUAAGCCCUACUGCCUUAGACUGGAGCUGUAUGGAUGUUCCGCUCCAGGAUCUUCAUGUCAGCCUCCAAUUUCUCCUUACGGUUCGACCAUCGUUUAUCCUGCACAGCGAGGAAACCACAAAAAUGGCAGCGUGGUUGUCUUUGGUUGUAAACAAGGCUUGUACCUCACUGGGCUACCAAUAAUAAAAUGCAAUGGGAACACUUGGACAGCAGUGAAUUUCAAGUGCUUGCUUAAGUGCAACGAGGCCUUGGAUAUCCACAGGCACUCCAUUGGAUCCAUACACAGUACACUGAAUACUCUUUCAAUUGAGGUACACCUCAGAAAGGGAAACGUUAUUACAGCGGCAAGUGUCCACCUGGAAGAUAUCAGACGUGAGGAUCAACAGAUUCAAAUAAGAGCACGUAUUUCCAACAGAUUGGUACAAAUUAAUCAUUUUAAGCCACGUGUCGGUGAGGAAGAGGAAAAAUUGAAACUUUCUCGACCAGUUAUCACUCAGUCUUUGCAAAUUUGGCUUAUUUUUCGAAAGGGUUAUAACUUUUCAAUGUCAAGAACUCCAAGAGUGUUUGGUUGUAAGUCUGCAGUUUUUCGAGGUUGCAUCAUGUCAGGCUCCGCAGUCCUCUUCAGGGAAGGAAAGAGCUAUUUAAAAGGGAGUUAUGUUUCUAUCGCACACAAUUCGCUGUGGGAAGUUCUUUAUGGAGACAAAUAUUUAUAUAAAAGUAAAGAUAAAGUACUUCUUGAUGAGAAGCCAAACUUGGACGAAAUACCUGAAGGAACUGCGAUAGUUGGAGAAGAUCCGAGAGGGAACUUAAGAGAGGGAAAAAUAAAACGACUAUGUAGUUCAAUUCAAUGUACUAUUGAAACUGACGGUGAAGAAUGGCAGAGCAAGUUAGAGAACGUGCGAGUCUUUAGAAAAGAACUGUGUGAAAAUCACAUGAUGACCUAAAAUACGAACAGUUAUUUGUUAUCGCCUGGGGGUGAAGAAUUUUGAAGGGAACACGUGGUUUUCGGGGGGAGAGGGGGGAACGGAGGGGAGAUCAGUCGUCACCAUCAUAAUAUAAAGGAGGAACUUUAAAAAAUUGAUUGCUAAUUAACGGCCUAUGAGGAGCCAUCUUAAAAUAUUACUGAGCGUGCCUUAUAAGGGGAUAAUUGCAUUUACAUUCGGUGGAACUUAUCCGUAAGUGACAGUGACAGAGGAUGUAAAAAGGUUCCUGUUAACAUGAACACACGCGUGUCGGUAUGGCGCUUGUUGAAAUUUUUGUACCAGCUACAGUUCAGCCGACACUUACACAUUUGUCGUUUCUUAAUUGUGUAUAGAAAGAAGGAAGGUAAAUUUCGUUAUGACAUAACCGAAAUUCUCCAGCUUCUCCCCUCCCCCUUUAGGCCAUAAAGAGUGACCGGUCCCUAAGGGGGGGAUGUUAGACCGUUCUGAAGAAAAUCUCCCUUUCCACCGACUUCUAAUAAAUUGUAUAACGUAAAGUCUAAGAAAGGAGAUAAGCCUAGGACAUGCUAAGUUAACGGGAGUGCUUAUUUUUUUAAAUUUACAACUAGUGCAAUUAUUGUAAUCAUAGUAAAAGAACAUGUCGAACCUCCAUCCUCAACUUUUUCAAUUUUUAUGCGUAUUCAUAUUAUCAGAGUUGUUCGAUCCAACGAUCGACAACAAAAAUCAUCAUGACUGACACAAUUCUGCUGGGACUACCAGUCAAUUAACACAGGACAACAAAUUGUAAUCAAAUUUAAACCGAAUAUGUUUUUAGCCAUCAGAACAAGUCGAUGUAUCUAUGAUAUUUUACGUGCGUAAUAAAAAUCAUU